Morone saxatilis (striped sea-bass) is the source of this 3846-nucleotide messenger RNA. RefSeq names its product eukaryotic translation initiation factor 3, subunit 10 (theta) (gene eif3s10). Gene Ontology annotation, molecular function: translation initiation factor activity; mRNA binding. Gene Ontology annotation, cellular component: eukaryotic translation initiation factor 3 complex, eIF3e; multi-eIF complex; eukaryotic translation initiation factor 3 complex, eIF3m. Gene Ontology annotation, biological process: formation of cytoplasmic translation initiation complex; translation reinitiation. NCBI's taxonomy places the organism in Eukaryota, Metazoa, Chordata, Actinopteri, Moronidae. The record is from RefSeq and is a predicted model, not a curated record.
CGUUCAAGUUCUGCCUUCAGUACACCCGUAAGGCAGAAUUUCGCAAGCUGUGCGACAACCUGCGCAUGCACCUGGGUCAGAUCCAGCGGCACCACAACCAGAGCACCGCCAUCAACCUGAACAACCCCGAGAGCCAGUCCAUGCACCUGGAGACGCGCCUGGUGCAGCUGGACAGCGCCAUAAGCAUGGAGCUCUGGCAGGAAGCAUUCAAGGCUGUUGAGGACAUCCAUGGCCUGUUUGCUCUUUCCAAGAAGCCCCCCAAACCCCAGCUGAUGGCCAACUACUACAACAAGGUGUCAACUGUGUUCUGGAAAUCUGGAAAUGCUCUCUUCCACGCCUGCACCCUCCACCGGCUCUAUCACCUCUCCAGGGAGAUGCGGAAGAAUCUGACCCAAGAUGAGAUGCAGAGGAUGUCCACCAGAGUCCUCCUGGCCACGCUGUCUAUUCCCAUCACCCCCGAGCGCACUGACAUCGCUCGGCUGCUGGACAUGGAUGGCAUCAUUGUGGAAAAGCACCGCAGGUUGGCCACGCUCCUCGGCCUGCAGUCCCCACCAACCCGGCAGAGUCUCAUCAAUGAUAUGGUGAGAUAUAACUUGCUGCAGUAUGUCGUACCCGAAAUAAAAGAGGUUUACAACUGGCUUGAGGUCGACUUUCAUCCCCUGAAGCUGAGCGGAAGAGUGACCAAGGUGUUGAACUGGGUGAGAGAUCAGGCUGAGAAGGAGGCUGAUCUGCAGCAGUAUGUCCCUCACCUGCAGAGUAACACCAUCCUGAGGCUCCUGCAACAGGUUGCACAGAUCUACCAAAGCAUCGAGUUCACCCGUCUGGCCUCCCUGGUUCCAUUUGUGGACGCCUUCCAGCUGGAGCGCUCCAUUGUGGACGCUGCGCGGCACUGUGAUCUGCAGGUCCGUAUAGACCACACCUCUCGAACUCUAAGCUUUGGCUCUGACCUGAACUAUUCGACCAAAGAGGACUCCCCUGUCGGUCCUUUCCUACAGAACAUGCCCUCAGAGCAGAUAAGGAACCAGCUGACCGCCAUGUCUGCUUCUUUGGCAAAGGCCAUCCAGGUUAUCAAGCCUGCCUCCAUCCUGCAAGAGCGUGAUGAGCAGAGCCAGCUGGCCAUUGCUGCCUAUCUCAAAAAUGCCCGCAAAGAUCACCAGCGCAUCCUGGCUCGUAGACAGACCAUUGAGGAGCGUAAGGAGCGCCUGGAGAGCCUGAACAUUCAGCGUGAGAAGGAGGAGCUGGAGCAGCGGGAAGCUGAGAUGCAGAAGGUUCGCAAGGCUGAGGAGGAGCGUCUGCGCCAGGAGGCCAAAGAGAGGGAGAAGGAGCGCAUCAUGCAGGAGCACGAGCAGAUCAAGAAGAAGACAGUCCGUGAACGACUGGAGCAAAUCAAGAAGACUGAACUUGGAGCCAAGGCCUUCAAGGAUAUUGAUAUUGAGGAUCUUGAGGAGCUGGAUCCCGACUUCAUUAUGGCCAAACAGGUGGAGCAGCUGGAGAAGGAGAAGAAGGAACUUCAGGAGCGUCUGAAGAACCAAGAGAAGAAGAUUGACUACUUUGAGAGGGCAAAACGCCUUGAAGAGAUUCCUCUUAUCAAGAAGGCUUAUGAGGAGCAACGUAUCAAGGACAUGGAACUAUGGGAGCUCCAGGAGGAGGACAGAAUCAGUAACAUGAAAGUGGAGCGGGAGAAGGCUCUGGAGCACAAGAAGCGCAUGUCCAGGAUGAUGGAGGACAAAGAAAACUUCCUGGCCAAAAUAACUGAUGCCCGUAGCUUCGUUUAUGAGGAAAAACUGAAGGCUUUCGAGGAGCGCUUGGUGGAAGAGAGGAAGAAGCGUCUGGAAGAAAGGAAGAAGCAGCGCAAAGAGGACAGGCGUAACAAUUUCUACCGCCAGAAAGAGGAAGAGGCACAGCGUAUCCACGAGGAGCAGCUGAAGAAAGAGCGCGAGGAGCGUGAACGUCUGGAACAAGAGCAGCGAGAGGAGGAGGAGCGGGAGUACCAGGAGCGUCUGCGUAAGCUUGAGGAGCAGGAACGGAAGCAGCGUGCUCGUCAGCAGGAGAUCGAGGAGCGAGAACGCCGUCGCGAGGAGGAGAGAAGGGUCCCCCCAGAGGAGAAAGCCAAGGACUGGGGUGAGAAGGAGGAGAAGAAGGAGGAGGGAGGGUGGAGGAGGCGCACAGAUGCGGUUGAAACAUCAUCAGAGUGGCGUCGUCCUGCGGCUGUGCCUGAGAGGGACUGGAGAAAGGAGGACCGUGAAGAGGACAAAGAGGAGAGAGAGGUGCCCUUCAGGCGAGGAGAUGCUCCCCGCAGGGGCGCAGAUGAUCGAGGACCCCGUCGGGGCUUUGACGAUGACCGACCCCUGCGUCGCGGCGGCGAAGAAGACCGUCCUCUGCGCCGAGGCCUGGACGAUGACCGUCCUCUGCGCCGAGGCUUUGAUGAAGACCGCGGCCCAAGGAGGGGUGGAGAUGAAGACCGCGCCCCGAGACGUGGCUUUGAUGAUGACCGUGCUCCCAGGCGUGGCUUCGACGAUGACAGAGCUCCCCGUAGAGGCAUGGAGGACCUGAGGGGUCCCAGACGUGGGGCCGAUGACGACUGGGGAAGAAGAGGAGGAGAUGAUGACAGAGGUGGAAGGAGAGGCAUGGAUGACGGGCCACGUCGUGGUGGUGAUGACCUCAAACCCUGGAAGCCCCUGGUCAGAUCUGUUGCAGGUGGUUGGCGUGAGCGGGAGAAGGCCAGAGAGGAGAGCUGGGGUCCUCCUCGCGGUGAAGCCAGUGAAGAUAGAGAUGAAGGUGAAGGAGAGGAAAAUCCCAGAGACCGUCGCCCACCAAGGGAGGAAAAUACCUGGAGGAGAGGAGGCACAGAGGAGGUAAGCGCCUGGAGAGGCAAAGACGACGCCGACCGUGACGAGCGCCGUGGUGAAGAGCGCCGCGUUGAACGCCGUAUUGAAAGCCGUGGUGAAGGCCGCGGUGAAGAGCGCCGCGGUGAACGUGAAGUCAGAGCCCCACCCAGAGAUACUGAUGAAGGAGGUUCUUGGCGUCGUGGUGGCGAGGAAAAGAGGGAGGAGCGGCCCAGAGAGAGGGAGCGUGAGGUUGAUGGAGAUAAGAGUUGGCGCAGUGACAAAGAAAACCCUCGUCGCACCAAGAACGAGACAGAUGAUGAUGGCUGGACCACCGUCCGCCGCUGAGCAACAAUCUCUGCAUCUAAUUGGCUCGGUUAAUUGGCUUUGAACAAGAAAAAUACGAAAUACUAAUAUUCAGUAUCCCAUCAGCCAGUUAGCCACAGUGGUGAAUGAAUGGUUACAAGCUCCUGAUACUCAUGUGCAUUGUUCCUUUGAAUGAAAUAUUUGUAGACUGUAGUUUUUUCUGGGGAUUUAUUUUCCAUUUAUCUUUAAUAAUUUUGAUUUUCAGCUGUUUUUGAACCAGAAGCUAUGAACUUGUGUGCACUUAGGCUUCACGCAAACCAUCAGUGUGAACAUGACUGCCCCCAGUGGUUAGGAGUGUCACUACCUUACAUGAUGAAGUGAAACUGACUCGAGUGAAAACACGUGUACCUGCUCCGGCUGUCAAUCCAAACUCAGUGUAUCACCAACUGCCUCUUUUUAAAUAAUUAACCUCUGCAAUUUGUCAUCUGCUUCAGUGAUCUCUGCUCCUCAUCUAACCCUUCAGAUGCUUCUUAACCUGGUUAAGAUCUAGUGGAAUUUACAUUUUGAUGUGCAUGCAUAGAGUAUUAAAUUGGUCCUGCUUGAUCAUCCAGUAUGUGGUUCUAUCUUGCUGCAGUCCAAGGUAUCAAAACCAGGUUGCAUGUGUACAGAUAAAGCCUUUAUUAUAAAAAAAUAAAGAUGUUUGCUCACCACCUAA